AUGCCUCUGAUCGACGACAUACAGGGUGUUCUUCCCGAGGAUUUGCCCAAAGAUCUAUCAAAAUACCUACUCUUUGAUAAAGUGCGCAGUCGUUGGGUGAUUGACAAUCCAGAGGAGGAAGACUCUUUCGAGUUUAAUCCUAUCUUAGAGCGUUGGGUACCUGUUAUUCAGGAUUAUCAAACCGAGAAGAGACCUCAUGAUGAAGUAAGCAAUCCCGAAGAUUUGAAACGUGAGAAGCGUCAACGGCUCGAAGAAUUGAAACGAGAGAAAGAGGAAUUGAGGCAGUAUCGGCAAAAGAGAAAUUGUUGCAUCUAUGUUAGUCAGGUUCCCAAAGACAUCACUUUCGAGGAACUGGAGGCGAUAUUUGGCAAAUAUGGAGUUCUCGCACAGGAUUUGCGCACAGAAUCCUCUAAAAUCAAAAUGUAUAAGGACGAGGAAGACCACUUCAAAGGCGACUGUCUAAUAGAAUAUCUGAAAGAAGAGAGUUGUGAUCUUGCAAUCGGAUUGUUGGAUGAUACAAAGCUUCGACCCGCAGAUGAAUCUCCCAUUCGAGUUUCAAAAGCUGAGUUUAGCAAUCAAACAGAGCCGAAACCUCGAGUAAAAAUGAAAACUAAGGAACGUCUGCAGCUCAAGAAGAAAAUUGAACGGAUACACAAGAAAUUGCACGAUUGGUCUGACACGGAGGAAGAUGAUGAAACAAGGCGAUUGAGAGAGGAAAGGACGCUAAUUUUCAAGCACUGUUUCACGCUCAAAGAACUUGAGGACGAUCCGGGAGCAAUAUUAGAUAUCAAAGAGGAUAUACGAGAAGGUUGCGAAGAAAUUGGCGACGUUACAAACGUUGUCUUAUAUGACCUUGAAGAGGACGGAAUUGUCAGUGUUCGAUUCAAGUCCGCCGUAGCUGCAAACAAUUGUAUUUCCAAGAUGAACGGAAGGUACUUUGGAGGCCACAGGUUACAAGUGGAGAAGUAUGAUGGAGUAACUCAGUAUAAAAAAAGCACAGGAGAUGCUGCCGAGGCAGAUAGAUUAGAUAAGUUCGCGCAAUGGGUUGAAGGUAAAUAG
Molecule: messenger RNA, 1059 nt
Organism: Ogataea haglerorum
Lineage: Eukaryota; Fungi; Ascomycota; Pichiomycetes; Pichiales; Pichiaceae
Exons: 1
Coding region: 1-1059 (352 amino acids)
Cellular component (GO): U2 snRNP; U2-type spliceosomal complex
Molecular function (GO): RNA binding
Source: RefSeq, a predicted model, not a curated record